AUGAAUGACCCUAGAGAAGAAGUAAUUGAGUCGGCAGAUGGUUUGACUGAUAGUUCAUCGGAUGAACUAGCUGAUUUACAGAAAGAAUUUGAAGUCAGGAGGCAAAAAAUACUAGAAAAGAAAUUGCAAAAGAAAGAUGAUGAAAAGAAGUUAGUCGAAAAGCAAAUUGUCAGGUCACCUUCACCGUCGAGUAAAUCGGCUGCAAUAAUUUACAAGCCUAAGGGUAAUAUUAUUCCGAACCUGUCAGGUAAAACUAUUAACUUGCUGAAGGAAGAUCUGCAAAAGGGUGGUCUAAGUAUAACGCGUAAUGUGAAUAAAGAACCCAGUCAGUUUUUUAGUAAAUUGCAUCAGAGCAGUCAAAUAUCGAAGAAGACUGUUGACUAUGAGAAGAGAGAAUUUUUAUUUGAAAUUCCAGAAUUGCAUGAUCUUGUGGUUGACGAAAAGGAACUGUUUUCUGCGUUACAUUUGAGAAAGCGAUAUAUUAAACAUGAAGAUCUAACGAAAUUAUUUGCCGAAAAAAAGAUCCUAAAAAUAGACAAACUAUAUGCCAAAGUAACAGCACCUGGGUGUCACGAACCUGAUUAUGCUAAUUGGUGUGUAAUCGGAGUAAUAACAAAUAAGUCAGAACCCAAAUUAACCAAGACAAAUUCUAAUGAAAAGAGAUCGAAGUAUAUGAAAGUAACACUAGGUGAUUUAAACUUGUCAGUUGAUCUAAUGAUAUUUGGAGAUGCUUUCAAAAAGUAUUGGAAGUUACGAGUUGGUGAUAUUGUUGCAGUAUUAAAUCCUAAUGUUAACCCAUGGAAGCCACCAUUUAAUGGAUUUAACUUGUCUAUAAAUGACGGAGUCGAUUCCAUAUUAGAGAUUGGCUCUUCGAGGGAUUUUGGUCAUUGUUCAAUGGUCAAGAAAGACCAGACGCGUUGUGAUUCUGUCAUAAACAUUCUGAAAUCUGACCUUUGUAACUAUCAUCAAGAGAUUAAGUAUAAACAAAGCCAAAAUAAACGAAUGGAAUUGAAUGGAAGUGUCAAUUUAAAAUCGCCCACGAAUAAACAAGGUCAAAAACAAUCCAUGUAUUUAUCGACUAAUGCAAAAGGGAAAAUCAGUGGAGGUUACUUGAAUUAUGAAAAGAUUAAUCAACAAACAACGAACUAUCAUUACGAAGGCGGUAAGCUUGAAGAAAGUUUUGUAAACCCUAAGUUACUCGAUAAUAUCCAAGUGAAAAGGCGAAAGCAUAAUGAUAGUAAGAAUAAUGAGCUUCUCGAGAAAAAAUUACUGAAAUUGCUGAAUAACUCAAGCUUUAAAAAACUAGGGUUAAUUAAAAACAACGUUAAUCAACCAGAACCCACCGUUAAUAAGGCAGCAUUCAAUAGUUCGAUUCUCAACAAGAUUGGUUUUGAUCCGACCAGUAGACAAGUCGGCGAGACAAUCCACAAAAGUCCCCAAAAACAAAGGAAGGAGCUCUCUACAGAUUUAAAGGAAUUAUAUGAAAUCAGUAGUCGAAAGCAGUUCAUGCGUAAACUUACUAGUUCCAAAGAGGACCUCGACUCCAAAAAGAACAAAUGGCAGACGAACUUGAAAACGCUAGAGAAAUACAAACAACGCUAUGAAGAGCCAAGUACCUCGGAACCUCGCUUCAAAGAUGACACCAUACUACAAAGCCCCGUGAGAAUGAAGAAACGUAAAAUUGACUAUAGUGACAGCGAUAAUGAUUCCGAACCUGGCCCCAGAGUUCAUACCGGCCAGCCUAGUCGAAUUUCCAAAUUACUUGAAUCUCAAUAUCACAAGCCGUCUACUGUCCACACAAACAAUAAUACUGGCCCAACAAAAUCGUAUUCACAGCCACCGAAACAUGCUCCUGCUAUCCGUUUCGAACUGGAUUCCUCUGACAGCGAUAUCGAGAUCAGUUUCGACAGCCAGGCGACAAAAGAAAACUACAACAAGAUUAUCCGCAAUAGUCAAUGA
Debaryomyces hansenii CBS767 is the source of this 1959-nucleotide messenger RNA. RefSeq lists its product as uncharacterized. Gene Ontology annotation, biological process: DNA replication; DNA replication initiation. Lineage: Eukaryota; Fungi; Ascomycota; Pichiomycetes; Serinales; Debaryomycetaceae. Gene Ontology annotation, cellular component: nucleus; replication fork protection complex. Bases 1 to 1959 code for a protein of 652 amino acids. Gene Ontology annotation, molecular function: DNA replication origin binding; single-stranded DNA binding. The record is from RefSeq and is a predicted model, not a curated record. The transcript has a single exon.